CUCCCCCACCAUGCCAGGGCCUGACGGGACCAUCCGGGGCUGGGAGGAGACGCUCAACGCCACGAGACCCUUGAACUACAAUCCGGCCAGCGGGGAAUUCAGCGUCCUCCAGAAGGGCUUGUACUUCCUGUACUGCCAGGUGCAUUUCAAUGAAGGGCGGACGGUGUACAUCAAGCUAGACGUGCAGGUGGACGGGGUGCUUGCCCUGCGGUGCUUGGAGCAGUUCCCCCCAACCAGCGCCGGCCCGCAGGACCCCGAGCUGCGCGUGUGCCAGGUGUCUGGGCUCCUGCUCCUCCAGAAGCAAUCCGUCCUGCGCCUCCGCACCCUCCGCGACGUGCGGCUCAAGGCCGAGCCCUAUCUCACCUUCUUCGGGCUGUUCCAGGUGCACUGAGCCCGGGGCAGCGGGGCAGGACUCCUGGGUUCCGCAGGAGAGCAGCGGUGUUGAGUGGCCAAUGCAGGAGCGGGCUGGGAGCCAGGACUCCUGGGUUCUAUCCCCAGCUCUGGGAUGAGAGUGGAGUCUAGUGGUUAGA
Molecule: messenger RNA, 530 nt
Organism: Chelonoidis abingdonii (Abingdon island giant tortoise)
Lineage: Eukaryota; Metazoa; Chordata; Testudines; Testudinidae
Gene: TNFSF12
Product: TNF superfamily member 12
Biological process (GO): immune response; extrinsic apoptotic signaling pathway
Cellular component (GO): membrane
Molecular function (GO): tumor necrosis factor receptor binding; receptor ligand activity
Source: RefSeq, a predicted model, not a curated record